Messenger RNA from Ceratotherium simum simum (southern white rhinoceros), 2037 nucleotides. The record is from RefSeq and is a predicted model, not a curated record. NCBI's taxonomy places the organism in Eukaryota, Metazoa, Chordata, Mammalia, Perissodactyla, Rhinocerotidae.
AUGAGGAGGCUGCUGCCUCUCUGCUGCUGGCAUUCCUGGCUGCUGCUGUUUUAUUGCGACGUUCAGGUGCACGGAGCCCACUCCGGGUCCCAAGCCCACCCAGGGUUUGAGGUCUUGGCUUCUGCUUCGCAUUACUGGCCAUUGGAAAACGUGGACGGGAUCCACGAACUUCAGGAUACAACUGGAGAUAUUGUAGAAGGAAAGGUCAACAAAGGCAUUUACCUCAAAGAGGAAAAAGGAGUCACGCUUCUCUAUUACGGACGGUACAAAACCUCGUGCAUCAGUAACCCAGCCCAGUGUGGCCCUGAGGGGGUCACGUUUUCUUUCUUCUGGAAGACACAAGGAGAGCAGUCCAGACCGAUCCCUUCUGCUUACGGCGGACAGGUCAUCUCCGACGGGUUCAAAGUCUGCUCCAGCGGCGGCAGGGGCUCGGUGGAGCUGUACACGCGGGACAAUUCCAUGACGUGGGAGGCCUCCUUCAGCCCUCCAGGCCCCUACUGGACUCAUGUCCUGUUUACGUGGAAAUCCAAGGAGGGUCUGAAAGUCUACGUCAAUGGGACUCUGAGCACCUCCGACCCAAGUGGAAAAGUGUCUCAUGCCUACGGGGAGCCCAACGUCAACCUUGUGAUAGGGUCCGAGCAGGACCCGACCAAGCGCUAUGAGAAUGGAGCUUUUGACGAGUUCAUCAUCUGGGAGCGGGCCCUGACUCCAGAGGAGAUUACGAUGUACUUCACAGCGGCCGUCGGAAAGCAUGUUUUGUUGUCUUCAACCCCAGCAGGCUUCCUCACGACAGCCACGGCAGACCCCAUGGUGCCCACCGACGCCUACCAUCCCAUCAUAACCAACUUGACAGAGGAGAGGAAAAACUUCCAGAGUGCUGGAAUUGUACUGACUUACCUUCAGAACGUGUCCCUCAGCUUACCCAAUAAAUCCCUCUCGGGGGAGACGGCGCUGAACCUCACCGAGACCUUCUUAAAAUCCGUGGGAGAGGUUCUUCAACUGCCCAGUUGGACUAGUGUGUCAGAGGACAGCGCUGUGGUGCUGGGCUUGAUUGGAACUGUCGACACCGUCAUGGGCCACAUAUCUUCCAACCUGCAUGCCAGCGAGCCCCAGGUCACCAUCAUAGGCUCUUCCUCCACGGCAGAGUUCUCGGUGGCCAAACUCCUGCCCAAGACCAUGAAUUCCUCCCACUACCGCUUCCCGGCCCAGGGGCAGAGCUACAUUGAGAUUCCGCAUGAGGCUUUCCGCAGCCCAGGCUGGACCAUCAUCGUGGGCCUUCUCUACCACAGAAUGCACUAUUACUUGAACAACAUCCCACCAGCCAAUACCAAGAUUGCUGAGGCGGCGAAUUACCAAGACUGCCUGCUGUCGGCCACCAGCUUCCUCAUCUCCCUGGAGGUGUCCCCGCCGCCCGCGCUCUCCCGGAACCUGUCGGGCUCCCCGCUGGUCACCGUCCGUCUCAGGCACAAGCUGUCUGGAAGGCCUUACCCCCACGUCUCUGGGGCCCAGCCCACCACCUCUGCCGAGCCCUCGCUGGUCUUCCCAGACAAGAGCGCCCCUUCCUCCCCGCCGUCCUUGCACUCUACUGGUACCACGUCCGAGGACUACCCCAGUGCUCGUUAUGGUUCCAUGUGGGCCUGCGGGCGGGACCGGGUCAGACAGAUGGUGACGGCCAGCGUGGCGGGGCUCCUGCUCUCUAAGCGUCUUGUUCAGAACCUCCUGGCACUGAGCCCUCACAUCAGAGCCCGGUAUUCAGACGCCAUCGCAUGGUGCCGAUUGGAGGCGUUGGCCUCUGCCGACCGGCUCCUGGUGCUCCUCCCAGCGUCCUGUCCGGCUCCGGCGAGCCUGUCGAGCUGCGACCUUUCCCAGCUCAGACCACGCACUGGGCAGUGCGGUGGCUGGUUAGAUGCUGUUUCGAUCGACUGUCCAGUUGAGGGGGAUGGAAACGGAGAGCAGACCACACCGCCCCUGAGACGUUACCAAGGGCCCCGGCCCGAGUCUAUAGGCAGAUCCCCGCCGUGCUUGCUCUCCCGGUAG